This is a messenger RNA of Hyaena hyaena (striped hyena), 2599 nucleotides long. RefSeq names its product bromodomain containing 9 (gene BRD9). Gene Ontology annotation, biological process: regulation of transcription by RNA polymerase II. The record is from RefSeq and is a predicted model, not a curated record. The transcript has 16 exons. Lineage: Eukaryota; Metazoa; Chordata; Mammalia; Carnivora; Hyaenidae. Bases 127 to 1983 code for a protein of 618 amino acids. Gene Ontology annotation, cellular component: nucleus.
UUCCGGCGCGGCCCGGCGACCUCCGCGGGGCCAGGCGGGCGGAGAGCCAGGCCCGCGGGGGCGGCGGCCACGCUCCGGCCGCGCUCGCGUGCAGCCCCCAGCCCCGCGCCCCGGCCCCGCGCCGCCAUGGGCAAGAAGCACAAGAAGCACAAGACCGAGUGGCGCUCGUCCUACGAGGAUUACACGGACAAGCCCUUGGAGAAGCCCCUGAAGCUGGUCCUCAAGGUCGGAGGAAGUGAAGUGACGGAGCUGUCGGGGUCUGGGCACGACUCCAGUUAUUACGAUGACAGGUCAGACCACGAGCGAGAGCGCCAUAAAGAAAAGAAGAAGAAGAAGAAGAAGAAAUCCGAGAAGGAGAAGCACCUUGACGACGAGGAAAGAAGGAAGAGAAAGGAAGAGAAGAAGCGGAAGCGGGAAAAGGAGCAUGGCGACUCGGAGGGGGAGGCCGACGACUUCGAUCCCGGCAAGAAGGUGGAGGUGGAGCCGCCGCCCGACAGGCCCGUGCGAGCGUGCCGGACGCAGCCAGCUGAGAACGAGAGUACGCCUAUUCAGCAAUUACUGGAGCAUUUUCUCCGCCAGCUCCAGAGAAAAGAUCCUCAUGGAUUUUUUGCUUUUCCUGUCACGGAUGCAAUUGCUCCUGGAUAUUCUAUGAUAAUAAAACAUCCCAUGGACUUUGGCACAAUGAAAGACAAGAUCGUGGCCAAUGAGUACAAGUCAGUCACAGAAUUUAAGGCAGAUUUCAAACUGAUGUGUGAUAACGCGAUGACCUACAACAGACCGGACACUGUGUACUACAAGUUAGCCAAGAAGAUCCUUCAUGCAGGCUUUAAGAUGAUGAGCAAAGAGCGGCUGUUAGCUUUGAAGCGCAGCAUGUCGUUUAUGCAGGACAUGGAUUUUUCUCAGCAGGCAGCUCUCUUGGGCAACGCAGACACAGCUGUUGAGGAACCUGUUCCCGAAGUGGCACCUGUACAGGUGGAAACUGCCAAGAAAUCGAAAAGGCCGAGUAGAGAAGUCAUCAGCUGCAUGUUCGAGCCGGAAGGAAACGCCUGCAGCCUGACGGACAGCACGGCAGAGGAGCACGUGCUGGCCUUGGUGGAGCACGCGGCUGACGAGGCCCGGGACAGGGUCAACCGGCUCCUCCCAGGGGGCAAGAUGGGCUAUCUGAAGAAGAAUAGCGAUGGCAGCCUGCUCUACAGCGUGGUCAACACAGCCGAGCCGGAUGCCGACGAGGAGGAGUCCCACCCGGUGGACUUGAGUUCGCUGUCCAGCAAGCUGCUCCCCGGCUUUACCACACUGGGCUUCAAAGACGAGAGAAGGGGCAAAGUCACGUUUCUCUCCAGCGCCACCACUGCGCUUUCCACGCACAACAAUUCCGUGUUUGGCGACUUGAAGUCGGAUGAGUCGGAGCUGCUGUAUUCCGCCUACGGGGAUGAGACGGGUGUGCAGUGUGCGCUGAGCCUGCAGGAGUUUGUGAAGGAUGCUGGGAUCUACAGCAAGAAGAUGGUGGACGACCUCCUGGACCAGAUCACCGGCGGGGACCACUCGCGGAUGCUCUUCCAGCUGAAGCAGAGGAGAAAUGUUCCUGUGAAGCCUCCAGACGAAGCGAAGGCUGGGGACUCGCUUGGUGACGGCAGCUCCGUCCUGGACUUCAUGUCGACGAAGUCCUACUCCGACACCUCCCUGGACAUCUCUGUGCUCAGCUCUCUAGGGAAAGUGAAGAAGGAGCUUGACGCCGACGACAGCCACCUGAGCCUGGACGAGACGGCGAAGCUCCUGCGAGACCUGCAGGAGGCCCAGGCGGAGCGCGGGGGCUCCCGGCCGCCCUCCAACCUCAGCUCCCUGUCCAACCCCUCCCCCUCCGACAGGGACCCGCACCACCCGGGAAGUCCUUCUCGCCUCAGCGUUGGGGAGCAGCCAGAGGUGACCCACGACCCGUACGAAUUUCUUCAGUCCCCAGAACCCGCAGCCUCUGCGAAGAGCUAGCCUCGGAGACAGACUUCCGUUAGUUUUUUAUUUUUUUAUUUCCAUGUACAGAGUGUUUGUCGUGAGACAGAGACUUUCAUCUUGUCCCCUCUGGCGUGCGGGAAGCAGCCCCGGGAGGUGGGGAGGCGUCUCUGGCCUCACGUCAGCCACGUGCGGCUGUGGGCAGCCUCGUGAAUCCUGGACAGUGGACAGUCCACUCCAGGUGUGUGACCAGGUGGGGCCGAGCUGCUGUGCGUGGUCUCUGCGGGUGGAGGGGUCUGUAAAGCUCCCCGCUGCGGCAGGCCCGGGGACCGUCCUCUCCCAGCGCCCUCCCCUAGCGCCCCUUGGGACGCAAGAGAUGCCUGUGCUGGGGGUCCCGCGUGUCCUUUGCCCUGCCUGCCCAUGUCCCCGCAUUUCCGAAGCAGGUCACAGGCCGCACCCUUCUGGCCUGGGACAGGCUCUGUGCCAGGCGGGGCCUGCCUUCUGCUGGGAGAUGACACUGCCCCUGGCCACGGUGAUGUGCCGUGUCCGUAUACUUUUUUAAUCUGAAUGUGUUUACUGGAUACCUGUUUACAUUUUCAAAACACAGAGAUCUCAAUAAAAUACACAAAACGAUUGCGUAUUAUUGUUUACAGUA